CCCCUCUACAACACUGCUACUCCACCCCUCGACUUUCUCGUACUCUUGACCAAAUCUAAACAAGAAGAUGUUUUCGUCCCUUUUGAAAGUCGCCUUCGCCCUCAGUCUCGUUGUUUCUAUCCAAUCAAAUCUCGACGCGGAAUGGCACAGUGAAUAUGCUGCGUACAAGUGCCACAAGGGCUACGUCGGGAAGCCUGCUGGGUCCACGGAAGCGGCCCUUAAAACCUGCUCGGGCAAGGACAUCACCGCCUAUCCCUGUUUCGUCGCCUGCGUGGGGACGGAGGAGGGCAUUUACAAAGCUGGAGAAGAGCACGAGUCGGAGAGGGAGAAGGACUUAAAGGCCCUUUUUGACGACACUGCCGAAUCAAAGGCAACCAUCACCAAGUGGGUGACGGAAGCGGAGAAAUGCACGGAGAAAUUCCCAGCCGGCAAGAAGAUUCCGACCGACUUCAAGGGCGACUGCGCAGACUUUGCGCAGAUGAGAAAAUGUAUCACUGACGGGAGGAAAUGCUAACCAUCCCAUUCCUACCGAGGGCAGUUCUUAAAGUAUAUUUCACAUAUAUAAUUGAUGUUAUUUGAACAAAAUUAAAAUUAUUGGAUUUCACAAAUUUCAUGUGGUAAAGAUUCUGUAUAAAUGUUUAUGAACUUGUAAGUUUUUUAUAGAAAUUUAAAUUGUUUAUGUCGCAUAAAA
Molecule: messenger RNA, 691 nt
Organism: Folsomia candida
Lineage: Eukaryota; Metazoa; Arthropoda; Collembola; Entomobryomorpha; Isotomidae
Exons: 5
Coding region: 68-514 (148 amino acids)
Source: RefSeq, a predicted model, not a curated record